Messenger RNA from Thunnus maccoyii (southern bluefin tuna), 3678 nucleotides. RefSeq names its product PDZ and LIM domain 4 (gene pdlim4). Gene Ontology annotation, molecular function: muscle alpha-actinin binding; actin binding. The transcript has 7 exons. Bases 155 to 1279 code for a protein of 374 amino acids. Gene Ontology annotation, biological process: heart development; muscle structure development; actin cytoskeleton organization. Lineage: Eukaryota; Metazoa; Chordata; Actinopteri; Scombriformes; Scombridae. Gene Ontology annotation, cellular component: adherens junction; stress fiber; filamentous actin. The record is from RefSeq and is a predicted model, not a curated record.
GGACAGUGUUGCCUAGCAGCUAGGCAGAGGACUUUGGAUAGUUCACGUUGCCCCCCUUUUUUUUUAAAAAAAAAAACCCGUGUAUCGAGAAACCGCGGACAUUUCCCCCUCUCAUUCUGCCUGACAUCUGUCCGUUCCCCUUUCGCAGUCUAAAAUGCCAAACAUGCCCCAGACCGUGACACUAAAGGGACCCUCACCUUGGGGUUUUCGUCUGGUGGGAGGACGGGAUUUCAGCACACCGUUAACCAUCUCCAGGGUAACACCAGGCAGCAAGGCAGCCCUAGGUGACCUGUGUCCGGGCGACACCAUCCUGGCUAUCAACAGUGACAGCACGGAGCACAUGACCCACAUGGAGGCUCAAAACAAGAUCAAAACCUGCAAUCAGCAACUCACACUCAGCAUCAUCAGGUCGGGAUCAGGAGACAGAGUGUGGUCGCCAACAGUUAGUGAAGAUGGCAAGACAAGCCCUUACAUGGAGCCUGACUCACACCAGAAUUUCCGUCCCAUCACCAGCGGAUAUGGCGGUUACAGCCGUAAACCUUCAUACACCCCUGAACCCCAGUCGCCACCAGUUCCCCAGUCACCUCAGGCUCCUCAGCCUACUCACCUGAAUAACGGACACUCCAGACCAAACAACGGCCACAGCUAUGGGUACGGGAACGGAACCGGGCACGCUCAGUACAACAACCCGGCAGGACUUUACGCUCAUAACGGCAGCAAUGGAGACAGAUCCCUGCCAAGCAAGAUGGGAGGCCUCAGCCUCAGCGCCACACACAGCCCAGAGCCUCCCAUGCAGUCCCCUGUGGGCCGUAAUGGUUUCGACACACAGUCAGAUGUCUACAAGAUGCUGCAGGACUACGAGGAGCCCGUCUCUGAACCCAAACAGUCUGGCUCCUUCAAAUACCUUCAGGGAAUCCUGGAGGCUGAGGAUGGAGGUGUUUCCCCAACAGAGAGAAUGAGAAACUUAAAGUCUCCGGUCAGGUCUCCAAUCCCCAAGCUCGGAAGCCCCAUCCCCAGCCCUAUGUCUGGUCUCCAGAAACUACCCCAGUGCACACGCUGCUGUAAUGGUAUUGUUGGCACCAUUGUGAAGGCCCGGGACAAGCUCUACCACCCCGAGUGCUUUGUGUGCGAUGACUGCAGCGUCAACCUCAAGCAGAGAGGGUACUUCUUCAUCGAGGACAAUCUGUACUGUGAGACCCACGCCAAGGCACGUGUCCAGCCCCCAGAGGGCUACGACGUUGUUGCUGUUUACCCCAACUCCAAGGUGGAGCUUGUCUGAGAUGGAGAUGGAGCUGGCUAUACUGUAAUAUAACUGGGAAACCAAAAUAUGGGAGAAUGGGGCUACUGAGUAUCCUAGCCAAGAUUUAUCAGGCUCUGUCAAGCAGGAAUCCUGAUCUUGGAUCAAUUUUUUGGUUGCAGAGUCGUAUGAAAUGUGUGUUUCAGUGAUCUCAGAUCAGAAUUUCUACACUGGCAGGCUUGAUUAUUGCUAUGUAUAUUGAGCAUAUUGAAAUAUGUUGAAAUAAUAAGAGUUGGAUCUGAUGAGAAUUCCAAAACUCCAAUCCGUUAAAACACUGACAUUGUACACUAUGUCCUGACCUGACAGCCCUCAUCUCUCAAUCAGUGCGUUUACAUUGAAUGUAGAUACAAGCAAAUUACUGAACUAGUUAAGGUAAUAUCCAGGAAAUUUGUUCAUAUGAACCUUCUUAUCUACACAUCACAAUCACCACAUAUCACCAGAAUAUUCCUUGCACAUGUAAUAACAAAGAAAAAAGACAUGCACAGAUGGCAAAAGUCAGCAGAAAAUUGAAUGAGAUGUUUGUGCAGUGUGAAAUAAUUAUACCAGCAUACUCCAGCUAUCUGCUUUUCUAACAAUCUGAAUCAAAUUCAAUGUUGCAUGACAACUCUCACUCAAGCCUUAAAAUGACUAGAAAACCAGUGUGAAUGAUGUGGGUAAUCACAAAAGAUUGUUGAGUUGAUUAGUGUGUUUGCUGUGAAGAACUGUGCAGAGGAGUUAGUGGGUUUUUUUUCUGACUUUGCAAUUAGCUUUUAUAGCAAGAGUUUCCCAUGCAGCACAUCACACCACAAAAUGUCAGUCUGUUUUACAAAGCAUUUAAGGUAUGUAUUGUUCAAGUUUUGAUUAAGAGGUUUAAAGGUUUAAUUGUCUCUUUAACUAUGUUACAGUUUCACAUUAUACUCCUGUUGCUUCUGGACUUUUGCAUUUGCAAUUUUACAUAUAUGCAGUUUACUUUUCAGACUUUAAGACAUAGUUUUUUUAGGCUUUCUAUGUUGCAAAACUGGGGAACAUCUCUGUUUUUCUGCUCACUUCUCAGUUUUGUAAAACAUUAAGCAAUAAUUCAUUAUAUACAGUUCUCUAACAGAUAUAAUUGUGAGUGUUGGAAUGCCAGUGUGCUUUGGUGAAGAGGUUUACUGAACUUUAACAUAUAGUAAAUGCCUCCAUAUGCAACUAUGCAAGCACCACCUGCUGAAAUGUAAACAAAACCCUGCAGAACACAUCCUUAAAGUUCCAUGAGAUACACUAGAACUUUUUUUUUAUAAACAACUAAUUGCAAGAAAUGAGACUUAAAUGAUGAAAUAACUUCUAGUCUAAUGCAGGCAUGAUACACAUUCACAUAAGACCCUUAACUAAAGUUCAGCACCUGACUGAGAGAGGAAUUUCAACUAUCACUCAUGUUCACACUGAAGAAUUCCUGUUCAUAAAGUCAACAGCACGGAGUUCACUGGGUCUGUUUAUUAAAAACACUCCAAGUUGACACCAAUAGGCUCUUUGCUCCCUGUGACAACUUUUAAAAAUGGUUAUGUGCAUUUGAGACAGGAGACACGGCCAUAGAAAACCUCUGGAAACUUGUAAACUGGGACUCCACAGCCUACAACAUGUGGGAGCAAUAUUCACUUUGUUUAGUUUUUUGGAUCCACUACACAGAUACAUUUCUUUGGAAGAGAGAAAGACACAAGUUGGAAGUACCUUAUGCAUAGUUGUAUUCCCUUCCUACUAUUAAUUCAGAUUUCUGGUCACAACCAAGUCUGUGAUGCAAAUGAAAUAUAUUUCUACAUAAGCAGAAAAGGAGGGAGUAAGUGAGAGAGAGCAAUGGGGGGAACAGCAUGUAUUUUCAUUUCUUGACAGAAAUUCUUUCUUCAACGGGAAAGGAGCAUGUCGUUAUGAGUGUAACAUGUGGCCAUCAGUCUUGGCUUAUUGUGAAUAGUGAAGUAAACUGAUUGUAGAGGAGUGGUCUUAUUCUUAAUUUUAGAAAUGUUUUUAACAAAACUACUUUUGUAAUUUGAAAUGAGAAACUGAAUUUUGCAGUGCUUUGAUGAUAUCCAUCUUUUUUUUGUUGUUUUUUUAGAUAUGAACAGUAAUGCGUAGCUGCUGGUAUGCCAUCUAUACUAGUUAUCUUGUAAAUUAUGUGAAAAAUUAUAUUGCUACCACAUAGUUUUUUUUGGUAUUGUACAUAUUUCUUUCAUUGUGAUUGCCUUAACAUAUAUAACAUGUCCCUUAUGUGCUUUUGCAUACCCUGUGUCUUUGAACGAUUUCCAUGCUCUUUGACACAAAUCUUCUUCUUGUGUUUAACUUAUUGCUUUACCAACACAUGUUUUUGUUCUCAAUCUUCUUGUUUGCUAUUUUUUCAGGAUCUAAAUAAAAUGAGAAGUGCAUUACUAUGA